CCAAAUUUGUUAUUAAAAUUGCCUGUUUUUAGUUCGAACGAGUUAUUUCAAGUGAAUUAUACAAGUCGAUGACCCGUAACAUAAGAAAAAUAACACAAUCGCAAAUAAUCGCAUUCGAUACGAUAGCUCGUCCUUCAGUUCACUUGAUAAUUUGACUUGGCAAAAUCGUAUGACGUUCAAUCUCCUGAUUAGCUGCACGUAAUCGAGAGAUUCUUUCGCGAUGAACUGCAAGAGUUUUUAUGCAGCAUGAAAAAUCGAUUAUACGAUUAUAUCUGCAUCUUCUUCGUCUUGCUCGAGAUAUUACGACCGAUUUCUCACGCGAAGAUUGUCGACGAUACUCGCAGAACGAAACGAGAGAUAUCCCUUGCUGAAAUAUCACAAUUGCGAGGAAACGUCAACAACCACGUGGGAGAGAGAAAUUUGGAGCGCGAGGAAAAGGAUAAUGAACUCGAGAAGGACGAUCUUACAUAUCCCCGAGAAAAACGUAAGAUCUCAAAAAGAUCCGCGAAUCCUGAUGUCCAACAAUCAAACGCCGAAAAGUCGAUCAAUCGUAUAGCCAGUCCCCUCAGUUUGAACGAGGCAUCGGAUUAUGCGGAGGAACAGGCGGAUGAAGAGACGGCGAAACAAGAAGGCGAUACAGAUAUAGAGACGAACGAUCUUGUACGUUUACCCCGUGACGUCAAUGUCGAGAAAUAUACCGAUCAGGACGAGAGAUCGAGUCUCUACGACGAUUACGAGGCGAAGGACGUCGCGAAGCGUGGCGUUCUCGGUGGUCCAGGGGAUUACGAGGAAGCGGAGGAAGAUUCACCGGAGAUAUUGGAAGAUCCGGUCGCAUUGGAGGAAAACGAAGAGGAGAUGAGAGAAACACGGGAGAGCGACUCUCGGGUGAAGAGAGAUCACGCGAUUUUGGAAACGCCUGAUAAAUCUGAAUCACGCAAUCCAGCGAAGCUGAAGGAGCCAAAAAUUGCGGAGAGUUCUCUGAAGGACAAAGUUUCUCGUGUCGAAUCAUCGAAAAGUUUUAAUCGACGAGAAUCGGCGCCUGGCGACCCAGCCUCCGAGAUCAAAGGAUCUGCUGGAUCGGACGAAGUGAUUUCAAAGUCGAGCGGUUCCAUCGAGAGCAAGGAACCGGCCAAUGUAAUUAGUUCGUCCAAACACGAGUCGAACGCGGAAUACGGGAAGCGCGUGGAGGAGGAGAUUCAACGGAAGAUCGACUCGAUCAAGAAAGAGAUCAAACGUGACGUCGAGGCGCAGCAGCGAAUAAGGGAUAUCGAGGAGAACAAUGCUAGGUUCGACGAGUUACGGGAUCAGGAGGACGAGGAGAGGCAGAACUCGGAAGGUGAACCGAUCGAAAAGCGCCAGAUCAAGAGAUCGAUACGAGAAAUCGCCGCUCCUUUUUCCUCGAAAAGAGAUGAUAGGAAACGAAACUUGAACGGAGAACAACACAAUAAGCCGCAACGUCGAUCCAGCGAGAUCGGCAGGCCGGAUAAUUUGAAAGAAAGCGAAAGGUUGAAGAGACAAUUCCCGAUUAAUCGCGAUAAAUCCUCCGGACAAGCUCCUUCAAAGGGGCUUUUAAAAAAAAAACGCGAACACGUCAGACAAAUUUUUUUAGUAAACAACGAUCGGACAAAGAGAAGAAGUUCGAGAAGUUAUACACCGCCAUCCGAUCGGACGGCCGCCAGACCGGAAUAUGAAUUAUUCACGGAUUUGAAUUCUUAUCACCUUACGAACGAUGGAAUGCUGCAAGCAUCUUCGCCCAUCGCCGCCGAAGAUGAGAACAAUGACGAAGAACAGAGUCCUACAGCGGAACAUACGAAUUCCUUGGUGGCUCUCACUGGAAGUUCGCAGGAAUUGAGUCCGCGUUUAGCGAGAGAGUACAAAGAGGCCUUCGGUGGAUUGCAGAGUGAGUCUGGCGGCGCUCUCGCUAGAUUCAAGAGGAUCAAACGCGUACUCGACGGUUCCGAUGCGAAAAUUUAAAAUCUCUCAUAAAGGGUAAAGUGGAAUCGACUAUCCUCUCUUCGGGGUGAGAGAAUAUUUUCACAAAAUGAAAUUAUCACGAAAUAUACAACGUGUAACUUUCCGAACUUCUUCUAUCGUCGCGCAGUAACGAAGGACUAAGUAGGAAUAUAAGACAUAUAUAGACUUUUUAUAUAAAACGAAAUAUUUAUAGACCUUUACGAGAGAGCAGAAUGAUGCAUUUGUAAUUAGAGAGAAAGACUAUAGCUAUAAUAUAGGGUGUAAUGCCAUUAAUCACGAGACACUCGAAGAGAUUGCGAGUCGAUUUAAUUGUAGCCUAAAUGAACGAUAUAUAUA
Molecule: messenger RNA, 2310 nt
Organism: Camponotus floridanus (Florida carpenter ant)
Lineage: Eukaryota; Metazoa; Arthropoda; Insecta; Hymenoptera; Formicidae
Product: involucrin-like
Exons: 3
Coding region: 247-1974 (575 amino acids)
Source: RefSeq, a predicted model, not a curated record